Messenger RNA from Penicillium canariense, 1389 nucleotides. Its product is annotated as amidohydrolase. The record is from RefSeq and is a predicted model, not a curated record. Lineage: Eukaryota; Fungi; Ascomycota; Eurotiomycetes; Eurotiales; Aspergillaceae. The transcript is spliced from 3 exons. Gene Ontology annotation, molecular function: hydrolase activity, acting on carbon-nitrogen (but not peptide) bonds. Bases 1 to 1389 code for a protein of 462 amino acids.
AUGCUGUAUACGCACGCCACCAUUAUCACCGUGGAUGGCUCCCGCCGUAUCAUUGAUGACGGGGCCAUUCGCGUCGAUGGCGAUACCAUCGCUGAUAUUGGCAAAACUACGGUGCUUCAGGAGAGAUACGCGGAGGAUGAGGAGCACGACCUCUCCGGUCGCAUCAUCAUCCCCGGGUUGAUCUCCACCCAUAUGCAUACCGCGCAGACCCUGCUGCGAGGGACCGCUGAUGACCUCGAGCUGGUGUCGUGGCUGUGCGAGCGUAUCUGGGUGCUGCAGGGCAACCUCACCGAGGCAGAUGGGUAUGCGGCGGCGCGUCUGAGCAUCGGGGAGAUGUUGAAGUCGGGCACGACCUGUUUCCUGGAGAGCAUGUUUGCCGACCGUUAUGGCUUCGAUGGGCUGGCUCGUGCUGUCGCAGAAUCCGGUAUUCGUGGCUGUCUGGGCAAGAUUGUCAUGGACAUUGCCAAGUAUGCCAAAGAUGAUGCCUGGGCCAUGCAUCCCGGCUUGGUUGAGAACCGCGAAACCUCUCUCUUGGGUACUGUGAGGAUGUGGGAGAAGUGGAAUGGCGCCGCCAAUGAUCGUAUCCGCGUGUGGUUCGGCGCCAGAACCCCUGGCGGUGUCUCCGAUGCCCUGUAUAAAGAAAUGACGGCUGUCUCCCGCCAUAAGCGAAUCCCAAUCACCAUGCACUGUGCCGAAGUCAAAGCUGACCGCGAUUUCUUCGCCUCGGUCUCGCACACACCCAUGUCGUAUUGCGACUCGGUCGGCCUGUUGGGUCCCUCCACGGUUCUCGUGCACAUGGUCCACCUUGACGAUUCGGACAUCAAGACUCUUGCUGCGUCAGGAACUCAUGUCGCACACUGUCCGACUUCCAACGCCAAGCUUGCCUCGGGUAUUUGCCGAGUGCCCGAUCUCCAGCAGGCGGGCGUUAACAUCGGGCUGGGCACCGACGGUGCUCCAUGCAACAACACCUGCGAUCUCUUGCAGGAGAUGAAGCUGGCAGCGAUUAUUCACAAAAGUAUUUCGUACGAUCCUACCGCUGUGCCUGCCGAGUCCGUUCUUGAAAUGGCCACUAUCAAUGGAGCUAAGGCCCUUGGGCUGGAUGAUCGCAUUGGUAGUCUGGAAGUUGGAAAGAAGGCGGAUUUUGUUGCCAUCGAUGUUCGUGGGCUCCACAACCAACCGUGGCACAACCCAGUUAGCGCAGUGGUGUAUACUGCCACCGGUCGCGACGUCGACGUGGUUGUUGUCGAUGGCGAAGUACUCGUCCAGAAUGGUGAGCUUAUGACGAUGGAUGAGAAAGAGAUCGUCGAAGAGGCGAAGAACCGCAGCCGCGAGGUGGUUGAGCGUGCUGGUCUGUCCAGCAAGGUGAAAGGCCGCUGGCCCAUCGAAUAG